CGCAUUGUAAGUUUAAAGUCUAAUUGCAUUUAUAUUUUUAUGUUUCAUAAUUUAAUUCUAACUCUAUUUAUUUAUUAUGUUUGUAGGAUGACUUGCGAAAGCAACUCGAAGAGGGAACAAUAAGUCUGGAAGGGAAGAAUGACAUCUUGACCAUGGCCCUUGGGACAGAUGAACAUGGUGGUCGAGUCCGGGGCUUGGGUUAUGGUGUCACUCAAACCCAAUUUUUCCACACUCCACGCCCUACAAAGAGGAAGAAUAAAGAUGAGGAUAAUGAAGCAUUGUCAGAUAUGGAUAAGCGACUCCGUGAGACAGAGGAGAGUAAUAGACAGCUUAAAGAACAAAUGGCUGAACUCCUGCGUAUAGUUCGUUCCCAGCAUAGUGGUGUUGCGGGUACAUCACAUGCGUCUGGUUCGGGUGUUGGAGGAGAAUCAAACAAACUAGCCCGUGAUGAUGACAUUGUUUCUGCUCCUGAAGCACAACCACAAAGUCCUGUCCAUGUCUCUGCUCCACGACAACCGAGUACACUGCAUGCUGAGAAGGUAACCGCUCCACCAGCUCCACCGCCACAUACCGAUGGCAUUUCAGAAAAGAAAUAUCCAUGUUGGCUGCAUGUUCGGUUGGAGCCUAGUGGAUUGUCAUUGAAAGGUUCUAAGGGAUUCAUGGUGAAGGAGCAAUAUUUGAAGAAUGGCAAGUUCUCAGUCCAGGGUUCUGAUUUCCUCUACAAGGAUUAUCGUCGGGUUUUCAUCGAUGAAGUCUAUGUAGAAAAUGCCCGUCUUCCAUGUCCCGUCGUUCAAAAUGGAUACACCACUGUAGGUCAUGCUGUAGGACUUUAUGUAGCAUGGCUAAAGGACUACAUUACGCCAGUUGGAGUAGAGUUGACGCAACGCCCCAAUAACCAAAUGCAGAAGAAGCAACCUGUGAGUGGAAAAGGACAAGUAUCUGAAGAAUUACUUGGUCCUCGAACACAGCCUCAAAAAAUACCAGAGAGGCCAAGUAAAAAGGGUCGCUACGUUGCACCAAAAAGGACAUCAAUAAUCAACAACUUUUUUAAGUUACUCAACAUGUGGCCAAAAACAACAAUAAUCCACUUUGAGGCCAGCAAGGAUUUAUUUGGGGUUGAAAACGACUCGAUAUGGCUUCCAACAAUUGACAUCAAGGAAUUGUGCCAAAUGGGAUUUUUAGGAGCCCAACCUAUUGCAAUCUGGUGCAAGUUUUUGAAGGAACGGUUGCUAGAUGUUAAUGGAUUAAGCAGACUAUAUGCAUUUUUAAAUCCUGGGGCCAUUGCCUCUGAUGCUGGGGAUUAUAAUGCCCGUUCUCGAGCACUGCGCAAACGUAUUUUUGAAAUUGAUAGUCCGGCUAAAUGGAUUAUUGCCCCUAUAACAAUUAGUAAGUAAAUUUAAAAUUUAUAGUUUCAUAAUUUAUAACUCUACAUAAUUUAU
Molecule: messenger RNA, 1439 nt
Organism: Cannabis sativa
Lineage: Eukaryota; Viridiplantae; Streptophyta; Magnoliopsida; Rosales; Cannabaceae
Exons: 4
Coding region: 153-1394 (413 amino acids)
Source: RefSeq, a predicted model, not a curated record